UGAGAGACUACUAAUUAAAAAUGUGUCGUGAACAUAAUGUCUAAGGCGGCCUUCUCUUAAUUUUGCCAAAAAAUAGUAAAGUGCUUCCUAAUUCUAAAAAAAUGGAGGUAAAUAGAUUAAUUUAAAUUUUUUUAAAAAAAAAAAAAUAAAAAAUAGAAACGGCUAUUUUUACUGUCGUUGUCUUCAUAUCAUUACGAGAACCACAAAGCUCUUUUUCGGGAAAAGCGCUAACCCACACAACCACACUUCACUCGAUCAAUAACCCCAAUAAUAAAAAUAAAUAAAUUAUAAUCCCUUUUUAAUUAAUUUAUUAACCGAAAUUAUUAAAGCAAAGACUAUGAUUAAAUACCAUAAUUUAAUAUUCUCAACAAAAAUAUAGACUUAUUAAACUCCCACUUUAUUAUUAAAAUCCUAUUUUAAAAAACAAUAAUUCAACACGUAGACCGCGUCUAUUUAUUUAGACCACUAAAAAAAUUCCACCUCAAAAAAAAAAAGCCGUUAUAUAAAUAACCUAAAAAUAACCAUAAGCUUAAUAGACUCUUCCCCCUAUUUUCUCUCUCCUCCUAACACUGUUUUUCUGAUUAACAAUGGGUCGUCCUCAAAAAAUGAAAAACUUAGUCGGAAUUCUCAAAGACAAAGUCUCUCUUAUCAAAGCCACCCUUUUAUUGUCCUCUAAACCAACCACUUCUUUCCAUAUUGCGGUGCUACGCGCCACCACGCACCGCCACCCUUCGGACCCGCCCCCGCUCGACGCGGUUUUAUCUUUAGUUAACCAUUACCGCCCUUCUACCUCCGGGGUCUUAAUCCACGCGCUACUGCAACGUCUUCAUGGGACCACCAGUGUCUACGUGGCACUCAAGUGUUUGCUGACGCUGCACCACGUCAUCAUUCAUGGUUCCCCUGCUUUGAAGGAGGAGAUCUUGGGUUAUUCGAGUGGACCGUUGUUGAAUUUGUCGGGUUUUAAGGAUGAUUCGGGGGGUGACACGUGGGAUUUGUCGGAGUGGGUGAGGUGGUAUGGUGACGUCAUUGAUCACGGUGUCGGGUUGUCGCGGCGGAAGAACAGGGGAGGAGGGGGAGAGAGAUUAGGGUUGUUGAUUAGUAUGGUUGAGGUGAUUUGUGGGGCCCCAGAAAGUCUCCAUUAUCAAAGAAUAAGUUUGAUAUACGAAGUAAUUAAGCUUGUUGGAGAAGAUUAUCGGAUGAUUAUGAGAGAGAUUAAUGCUGUAAUCAAUCAAUUUGGGAAGAAAAGAAUUCAAGAUUUGAGCAAUGAUUUAAUUGGGGAAUUAUUGAAUGAUUUAAAAAGGCUCGAAAAUUGCCGGGAAAAAUUGGUUUUGAUGUUCUUGAAUAAGAAGAAUGAUGGGGUUUGGGAAUUGAUUGAAGAAGUGAGGAAAGAUGUUGAGGAGGUUAAGGAGAGGAGGGAGAAUAUGAAAUUGGUGAUGUUUGAUGGGAGUGAGUCGACUCGGGUGGCGGAGAACCGAGUUGGUGAGUCAAGAUCGGUUUCGGUCGUGCCGCGGCGGCGGAGUAAACGGUGGUUGGAUGUUGAAUGGAAUACAAUGGUUGCUUCUUAUGGUUGAGUUUUGCUCUUUCAAAAAAAAAAAAAAAAAUGGUUGAGUUUUGCUUAGUAUUGUCAAGGUUGGUUUCUCAAGUGUGAAUUUGGAGAUUGGUAGUUUUAGGUCAAUUUUUGGAAUAUAAUAUUUGUACAUUCUUAUACUACUAGUAUUAUUUUUUGAUGGACAAAAAAUCAGAAACAUUCCUUUAGUUUUUUAAUUACUUAGCAAAUAAGGAAAAUAAUUAGGAAUAAGUCAAUAAUGAAAGAAGAAACUGUUGUUCAGGUCAGUGUCUUUUUGUGAUUAUUUCCUGAUAUGUGUGAAUGAAUAUAAUGUGUGUUCUAAAUUUCUACGGAAUAAUAAACUUGUGUUAUCUUUGAUUUUC
Molecule: messenger RNA, 1929 nt
Organism: Chenopodium quinoa (quinoa)
Lineage: Eukaryota; Viridiplantae; Streptophyta; Magnoliopsida; Caryophyllales; Amaranthaceae
Product: putative clathrin assembly protein At4g40080
Exons: 1
Coding region: 588-1571 (327 amino acids)
Biological process (GO): clathrin-dependent endocytosis; vesicle budding from membrane; clathrin coat assembly
Cellular component (GO): clathrin-coated vesicle; clathrin-coated pit
Molecular function (GO): 1-phosphatidylinositol binding; phosphatidylinositol-4,5-bisphosphate binding; SNARE binding
Source: RefSeq, a predicted model, not a curated record